AUGCAAGACUGGCAGAAUACAGGCCAGACAGGCGCAGGCCAGGAUCAGAACGCUCUCUGGUCCGAUUCAUACAGCUACCAAGAUGGCGCCAAUCAAUUCGAGAAUGUCCAGAGCUGGUCACACCCGAUGCCAGGACAGGAUGCGUACUCCCAGCUCGGCUCCUCGCAUCAGGGACAGCCAACCAUCACCAAUGAUCACGAUACCAUGUCAACAUUGAGCCACGGGGGGUUUCAUCACGGCUCAAAUCAGUUCGCGCUCGAUGGAUCGUACUCACAACCAGCACAAGACCAGUCAAUGCAGGCUCUAGAUAAUUUCCAUCAAGACAUAUACAGCCAGCCUGCGAGUCUUGGCCAGCAUCAUAGCCAAACUCCCAGUAAUGGCCAUGGCCAUCCCCAGCAGUUCUCUCAGGCUCCUUACCAGUACCAGGGGCAAGGUGCAUCUGCCUACAACAGCCAGGUGCCGACAUUUCCGGAGGCCCAAUUGAUAACCCAACAACGCCAGCAGAGCCACACGCCCAUACAACAGCACCCGCAGUUUGACUUGAGGCCGCAAACAUACUCUCCAGCGCAAGGCUUCUCUCAACCCCAACAUCAACAUCAACUCCAACCACACCUCCACCAACAGCAGCAGCAGCCACGUUCUCUUCAACCUGACAGGGUAUUCUCCGGCUCACCACAUCCUUACCAAGCCCAACCAAUCGCUGCACAACAAAGCACACACCAGAACGUCCAGGCUCUACCCAACCCAUCACAGGUGCCGUAUGAACAGGCCCAGUUCAUUCCUCAGCAGCAAAUGGGGUAUUCUCAUCCAAGCUCAACAGCAACCUUUCAGCCACUCGCCCGCCCACCUACCGAGCUGAAGCCACAGUCCCAACCUCAAGUGCAACACCAAGCCUCGGCCGGCUUUUCAGCUAGCCCUCAGCCGCUGGACCAGCAAUCCAUAGUAAGCGUUCCGUCCCCUCAGACGGUGUCGCAAGCUGGCUUUCAGGAGUCACUGCAGGCUGAGCAAGCAGCCAAGAAACGAAAGCGUACUGUGAAGAAGGAGUCAGAGCCAGAGUCCGCCGGUUCUCCACGGCCAGUAAUCUUAAGAACAGCAUUCGACAACAAAGAGAGUCUCGUACCCCCCACAAGCACAGAUGACGAGCUGGCCGCCGUUGUCCAAUUCGCCAAGCGGCCUGCUGCUGCGAAAAAGGCUUUCCCUCUUGUACCCGGAGCACACUAUCUCAUAUCGACGGAAACGGCAAAACUCCCAACACCCAAAAGCUACGACAGAUUAGCUCCUCUUGUCGCGCUACCAUCACAGAGUGGCAGACGUAUACUUCCUGGUGCCAAUCAUGAGCUCCCCUGCGAAAUACAGGGAAAGUUCACAGACAAAUACAAACCGUCUCUGAACUUUGUAGGAAAGCCGGAAGACCGAGAGAGAGAGGCGAAGCCAUUCAUCGACCAAUACCAAAAGGAAAUGAAAGCGCUUGGCAACCGGAAGCCUAAAUAUGCCGAUUACCCCUUCACCUUCCAGGAGCAGCUGAAAGCCGACGAAGCUGCCAAGGCCAAGGCGCAGCGGAAGGCGCGGAAAGAGGAGGAAGAAGAACGCAAGAAGCCCAUACGACCCGAGGUCCGUCCAGUAGACCCAGUAGAGGCUGCGGCCUGGGAUGUGCUCGGCAUUGUGUACAUCGAUCCAUCUGCUGUUCGUACCAAUGCCCUGAUCGCUGGUGCUGUGCAAAGUCUUGGUGAGUUCUUCAUCAAGUUGAGAGCCGCCAUGACCAAGGCCAAGCAGGAGGUCGAUCAGGCGGUCAAGGAGAAACGGCCAGAGAGCGAAGUGGCCCAACUGCAGAAGGUUGGUGAGCAGAAGAAGGACAUGUUCGUAAAGGUCCUCGACGCCGCCCAUAAACAUGGCGAUGAUGCUGUGGUGGAGAACCUUGGCGGACAUCAGAAGGGCGUUCUGAGCCUCGUGAAUCUCUUGAUCGGUUGCAUCAAGGCGACCGACUACUCUGGCCCUCUACCCAAAGCCACACUUCGAUUCAUGUCCAAUAUCAACUUGACGAAAAAGGUUGCCGACGCAGUCAACUUUGAGACGGUUCGGAAGAGAUUCGCAGACAAGGGCGACAGCGAGGUCAAGGAACUUAUCAAGACAGUGGCAUCUCGCAUCAAGAAGGAAGAGCCCGUCAAUGGAGCGGAUGCCAAAAAGUCUGCCGCCAGUGCGCCUGUUACGAAACUUGUCAAACCUGGCGUCACCAGCAAGACGCCUGUUGCAGCAUCACCCACAAAACGACCUCAUGAAGACGACACAGACUCCCGCCCCGGCAAAAAGUUGAACGUCGAGGGAACAAGCAGUGUCCUCGGUGCCAAGGUUGGCACCAAGCCUCAGAUGGGCACCAGCCUUCUCUCGAAGCUUGCCGGCACUAAAGCCCGUCCCGCGAACUCGUCUACUCUAGCUGGCAAGAACCGGCUCCUCAACAAGACCGUGAUCAAACCAGAAGGAAGCGCAUCCAAGAAGGAUACCAAGCAGAGUGAAGUCCCCGAGACACCUGAAGAGCAAGCGAAGCGUCUGCGGAAAGAAGCCCGUCGCAAGCUGCGCGUCACUUGGAGGCCAGAGGCAGAGCUCGUUCAAGUCCGCAUUUUCCACAAGGAGGCGGCAGAGGACCAGGAUAAUAUGACAAGAGAUGCGGCCGAUGACCGUUCGGAAGGUAUGAUGCUGAAGCAGCGUGGCAACUAUACCGAGGACGACGACGAAGAUGAUGAGCUGCCCUACCGUCCCUGGACUGACCCAACACCGACGGACCUCUCUACCAUUCCCAAGGACUUCCGAGACAAGGCUUUCGUGACGCGCGGCGGGACCCAGACUUUCCACACUGAGGAGCAGGACUCCAUCAAAGAGCGGGAGGGAAGGGAGCUGUUGUUUGUUUACACGUCAAUUUCUGAUAUUCCGCCAACCCCCAAGUCGCCCGUCCCCGAACCAUCUCUUCCCGACUCGGGUGCCAAGAUUGGCCACUUGCCGCGCGAUGGUCCCAAAUACCAAGAAAUCCGCAACCGGUGGAGCGACAUUGCGAGCCAGGGACCUGAUGCAGCGACGUACUACGCUGCCAAGCGUCUGCAUCAACUCAAGGAUGAUCCUGCAGCCAAGAUCGACUCGCUCCUAGGCAAUCUUGUGCCAGCACCACAGGAGCAGACGGCGGAGACGUACAACUACAACAUGACACCACCGCAACAACAUGCGAAGCCUCUCUUCCCGCAUGCAACGCAAGUGCCACCAAUUCCUCAUGUUCCCGCUCCCGAGCAGGUUCUCAGCCUUCUUGCGUCGGAACGAAUGAGGCUGUGGCGCUCAAGAGAUCCUUACAGCACAACAACGCCCAAGACGCGUCGGCGUCACGACUAUCCCGAUCCCGGUUUCCAGGCUAUGGUAGACGCUCUCGAAGAGCUAUUUGCAGUAGCAAAGGACUGGCCGUUUCCGGCCACCGCGCCUCCCGCAUGGCUGGCCAACAACGAAGAGCGAUCACGAGAGUGGCGCACAGGGCUCAGACCCGCCCCGCAGAGCAACGAGGAAGCCUGGGCUGCGUACUAUCAGCAGCAGCAGCAGCACGAGCAGUACGCGCAGUACAUGGCUCUCCUUCAGCAGGCGCAGCAGGGCACCAACGGGCAGGGGCCGCAGCUGGGCGAUGCUCAGUUGCAGGCUCUUCUCGGACAAAUCAGCCUGCCUCAAGCCCAGACCCCGGGCGGCGGUGGCGCAUACGAGCUUAACCCCAACGACCAAGGGUACCAACAGCUGAUGGCGCUCUCGCAGCUUCAGCAGCAACAGCAGCAGGCGCCAGCACAACAAGGGCGCGGGCGGGAGCACGGUGGCUUCGAGCCGCCGCACGACCCGAACGCACUGGACUAUGACGACCUGGAUUACCGUGAUCGCGGCGAGAGGCGCGACAGCUUCGAACACGACGAACGCGAUGGGGGCCGACGGGACAGAGACAAGAACGGCAAGCGCAAGGGCAACGCGCCAGGCGGGGCGACGUUGGCGCCUCAUCGGCCGGCGAACAAGGCGCUCAUUGGGACGAAACCGUGCUCGUUCUGGCAACAAGGCAAGUGUGCCAGGGGUGAUAAGUGCACCUUUAGGCACGACAACUAG
This is a messenger RNA of Verticillium alfalfae VaMs.102, 4113 nucleotides long. RefSeq lists its product as hypothetical. The record is from RefSeq and is a predicted model, not a curated record. Bases 1 to 4113 code for a protein of 1370 amino acids. Gene Ontology annotation, molecular function: metal ion binding. Lineage: Eukaryota; Fungi; Ascomycota; Sordariomycetes; Glomerellales; Plectosphaerellaceae. The transcript is spliced from 3 exons.